Molecule: messenger RNA, 785 nt
Organism: Amorphotheca resinae ATCC 22711
Lineage: Eukaryota; Fungi; Ascomycota; Leotiomycetes; Helotiales; Amorphothecaceae
Exons: 3
Coding region: 95-562 (155 amino acids)
Biological process (GO): proteasome-mediated ubiquitin-dependent protein catabolic process; protein polyubiquitination
Cellular component (GO): nucleus
Molecular function (GO): ubiquitin conjugating enzyme activity
Source: RefSeq, a predicted model, not a curated record
CGAUAACCCUCCUCGAACCCAUCGAGUACAAAGCGAUUCUUCUGAUUCUUCUCCCCAACAUAAGGACUUCCCCAACUGCUCCCUCCUCCGCAAGAUGGCCACAGGAUUUGCGACAAAGCGCCUCUCAAAGGAACUAUCCAAGAUCCACGGCAACCUCCCUCCUGGAAUCACCCUCGUGUCUGCAGAAGGCUUUCAAGAAUGGCUACUCGACAUCCAAGUCCUGGACUCCAACCCUCUAUAUAUGAACCAGACCUACCGACUAAAAUUCAAAUUCAGCCCUUCGUAUCCCAUUGAACCACCCGAAGUAACCUUCGUGUCCUCCCCGGACCGGCCCAUCCCUAUGCACCCGCACAUCUACUCCAACGGCAUCAUCUGUCUGGAUCUUCUGGGGCAGCAGGGCUGGUCGCCCGUGCAGAAUGUUGAGAGUGUCUGCAUGAGCUUGCAGAGUAUGUUGACGGGGAACACCAAGAACGAGCGUCCGGAGGGAGAUGCCAACUUCGUGGCCAAUAAUAGGAGAAGACCGAGAGAUAUUGACUUUUAUUACCAUGACAAUACGGUCUGAUGUGGAUGAGGAGAGAGGACAUGUUGUUUCAUGGGCCUGGGGAUUGGCGUUUGGGAGAAAGGGGAGGUGAUCUGAGACUCGAGGCGUUCAGAUAGUUAUGAUUCGAUGCGAUGAUGUGGUCAUUAUGCGGAGGAAGCAGUCUUUUGCGAUGGCAUUACAAGCAUGGCGUUCCGGUUCUUACAGAUUUUUGAUGUCUAGGCUACUAGAAUUGUACAGCCGUCCC